Molecule: messenger RNA, 348 nt
Organism: Oppiella nova
Lineage: Eukaryota; Metazoa; Arthropoda; Arachnida; Sarcoptiformes; Oppiidae
Source: the annotation of a GenBank genome assembly
AAUAAAUGUCUGCCUGUAUUACAUAAAAUUAUUAUGAAUUAGUUUACAAUUAAAAUAUUUUUAAACAUAAAAAUAGUUAAAAAUUCUGGAUAUAUACAGACGUUAAGUACAAUUAUGACGGAUAAAGAGACCAACAAAAUUUGUCUGGUUUGUGGCGAUAAAGCUAUUGGCACAAAUUUUAAUGUAAUUACAUGCGAGUCGUGUAAAGUGUUAUUCAGGAGGAAUGCCCUACACUAUGAUAAAUUCAAGUGUCAAUUCGGAGAUAAUUGCAAAAUAGAUGUCUUGAGGCGACGAUUCUGUAAGAAGUGUCGACUCAAGAAGUGCUUUGAAGUGGGCAUGAAAAAGGUA